This is a messenger RNA of Fonsecaea erecta, 2325 nucleotides long. RefSeq lists its product as hypothetical. Gene Ontology annotation, molecular function: potassium ion leak channel activity. The transcript is spliced from 4 exons. Bases 1 to 2325 code for a protein of 774 amino acids. Gene Ontology annotation, cellular component: membrane. NCBI's taxonomy places the organism in Eukaryota, Fungi, Ascomycota, Eurotiomycetes, Chaetothyriales, Herpotrichiellaceae. Gene Ontology annotation, biological process: potassium ion transmembrane transport; stabilization of membrane potential. The record is from RefSeq and is a predicted model, not a curated record.
AUGAAUGAUCCAGGCCUUGACGAUCCCAUUGCCGAUGCCUCUGCGAUCCUCAAGGAAAAUGUCGAAGACCACCCCCCUGCGUCUCACCACAAUCCCCAGAUGUCCUCACCCCCCCGGCACCCAGAGGCUUCUCCAGAAGAGAGAUACGAUCAAAUGUCGGAAGAAGAGCAAGAGCGGAACUUUCUCAUGCCGGCGCGGUGGUGGUAUGCUUCGACGGGCGUUCCCCUACUAGCGGGUACCUUUGGACCUAUCGCGAAUGCAUUCAGUAUCUGUGCGCUGGUGGAGAAUUGGAGGGUUGAAAUUCCCCCGGGAGGGACAGAGGAGCAUGGAAUCGACAUCAAAGACCCGGCUUGGCUUAUCGCCGUCAAUGCGGUCUCCCUGGCCUUUGCCCUUGUCGCCAACAUGUCCCUCCUCCUUAACAUGGCGCGCCGUGUCCCUUUCAAGAUCGCCCAACCCAUCACGAUACUCGGCUUCUGGAUUGCUUCAGUUCUCCUGAUCGGCUUGGUUGCCGUCGCAUCCUCCGACUUCCAUGCUCCAGGGGUCAAAAGGCAGGCUCUCUCCCAGGCAUAUUACUACGCCAUCUUCGCCGCAGGAUUGUACCAAAUAAUUUCAUACUUGAUGUGUUUUACGGUGUAUGGAGCGUACAAAGGGCAUUACAGUAAGGAGUUCAAACUUACCGUGGCGCAGAGGUCGUUGAUGUUGCAAACCAUCAUGUUCUUGUUGUAUCAGCUAUUAGGGGCGUUAGUGUACUCCCACAUUGAGGGAUGGAAAUUUUUGGACGCGGUGUAUUGGGCAGAAUUCACUUCUCUGACAAUUGGCAUUGGUGAUGACUAUACACCCACGACCCACUUGGGUAGAGGGCUGCUGUUCCCCUUUGCGAUGGGCGGCAUUAUCAUCCUGGGUUUGGUGGUCGGCUCCAUUCGGUCAUUGAUUCUGGAGAGAGGGAAAAAGAAGCUGGCGGCCCGAUUAACGGAGAAGACUCGGAUGCGGUUGCUCAAGGAGGUUGAGCGGAUCAGUAAGAAGAAGAGUCUCUUGAGACGCAAAGGGGCGCUAGGUCUCGAGAAAGACACCACAAAAGCAUUGACCGUGGAGCCAGGGGAUGGGGAGGUGUCCGAGCUGGAGAGGCGGCAGGCCGAGUUUGAGGCCAUGCGGAAAGUCCAGGAGUGGGCUGCUGCAGAGCGCAAGUACAUGAGUUUGCUUAUCUCGACGUUUGCUUUCGCUUUCUUGUGGACGAUUGGGGCAUUGGUCUUCGAACGAACCGAGAGGAACCAGGAGUGGUCGUAUUUUGGUUCACUUUACUUUUCAUAUACGACGCUAUUGACCAUCGGAUAUGGGGAUUUCGAGCCCAUGUCCAACAGUGGCAAGCCUUUUUUUGUCUUCUGGACUCUCCUGGCCGUGCCUACCUUGACCAUCCUCAUCUCCGACAUGGGAGACACCGUGGUCAAGGCUGUCAAAGACGUCACCAUCUGGCUGGGAGAAAUCACUGUGCUCCCCAGCAGUGAAGAUACCAUCGCCAAUCGGCUCAAGCAUGGCGUGUACAAGGCCACUCUUGGGCAACUGGAUCCUCGAUCGCCAGGUUCUCGAGAUGUGGAAAAGGGCUCAGAGACCGGGAGUGAGUCUGGAUACCAGGAACUGCAUCCCGGCCUUGUACGUCUGUUUCGCAAUGGUGGCAAGAAGCACAGGUCUGGAGGAAAUGGCGAAACCCCCGAAGAUAACCUGGCUGCCGACUUUGAGGAGGAGGAGAAACAGGGCGAGUCGGAAGCUAGGGACAAGGGCGAUCGUCCGGAAGAAGAUGCCCAUCACUAUCGCCACGUGCUGAUCUCUCAAAUUCGGAGAGUCUACGCAGAUGCUUCGGCUGCUACGCCCAAGAAGUACAGUUAUGACGAGUGGCAGUACUUCCUCAAAUUGCUAGGAGAAGAUGAAGCAGAUGCCUCAUUCCAUCGGCGAGCCCCCACCCAUGGUGAUAAGGAAAGCGAAGCGCGAGAGGCUGAGGAGAACCACAACGAGGGUGGCAACCUUGACAUUGGGAGACACGGGGCAGCGCGUGGUCGGGAAGGAGAGGGUAACAGCAGCGUCCGGGCCGCCAAAUGGAGCUGGAUAGGAGCGCAGAGUCCAUUGAUGGGAGACAAAGAAGAAGCCGAAUGGCUGCUGGAACGGCUCUUUCAACGGCUGGAAGAGAGUCUUCGCUCCGACACGAUACAGACGGAGAAUGCAAAGCACUACACCAGGGACCUCAAAGAGCAGAAGCGAGGAGACGAGUCUGGCGCUGGCGGCGAGAGAACAAUGUCCCAGCGUCGAGACCCCGACGUCCUGAACCAUUCUUGA